This is a messenger RNA of Bursaphelenchus xylophilus (pine wood nematode), 1765 nucleotides long. The record is from the annotation of a GenBank genome assembly. NCBI's taxonomy places the organism in Eukaryota, Metazoa, Nematoda, Chromadorea, Rhabditida, Aphelenchoididae.
AUGGACGGGCUAUCGGGUGUGGCCGGGUGCUCGGACCAGCUGCAUCAGCUGAGUCUGGGCCCCAACGCCGGACUGCCCUCCCUCCAGACCAGCCAUGCCCUCCUCUCCUCGCAGCCCAACUCAGGUCAGCCCAGUCCGGUCCAAGUCCAGUCCUCGAUGGAGAUCCAGAUGGAUUUCACUCGACCCGAUGCUCAACGGACUCGGCCUUUGUUGAUCGAUGGGAAAAGAUUGUACGUGGAUGAGCAUUACAUCUCGGUCUGGUCGCCCAUCCUCCGGUCCUGGUGCACAGAAUGCCCGGACCGAGAGUUGAUCUUGGCCAAUGUGCAAUACGAUCAUGUACAUGAGAUGUUGUUGGCCAUUCAUCCCACGUACAAAACUAUCGACGAACAAACUGUACAUAUCUUGCUGCCACUUGCCUAUGAUUAUCAAGUAAUUUCUUAUCAAUUAUACUCAUUUGUUGCUGCAAUUCAUAUCUCAUGAUGACGCAUUGUUUUAGAUGGAAGGCCUUCUUCAUCGUUGUGAAUGUUUCCUCAUCGUCCACAAACUGCCAUUUCUGGAGAAGGUCUGGCUAGCCGAUCGUUACAAGCUCAAUAGGUUGUUAGCUCUUCUGUUAAGAGAACUGAAGCCUUCUCAUCGCCUAGAUCUCAGUGGGACAAGAUAUUAUGGUCUGUCGGAUCGAGUGAAGGUUCUUUUGCUCGAACGCAUGCACGGAUCUCCCCCUCCUGAUGUAUGUAUUCCCCUUAAAAUUACUUUUCUGUCUAUAGGUCUCAACUGCAAGUCUAAUAUCUUCAGGAAUUGCCCGAGCCUCCCGUUGAUAUGGAUCAUUUCCUCAAUCCCAGCGACCUUAAUUUCGCCUCUGUCCGAGGCAAAAGUGGUCGUUCGUAUAAUGUGAAUCCGUAUUAUGUGGCUGCCUGGUCGACCGUCUUCCAAGAGCGGCUAUUUACUCUGAAUAGUACAGAUGACAUCUACUGUCCUUGCACUCAUGAAGAGCUCAAGUACUUCCUCAUGGCCAUAUAUCCACCACAGUUAAGGAUCACGGGUAUGUCUUAUAUUAGCCUUAGAAAUGAUAUUGCUGAUGUCAAAUAUAAUAUUGGUCCAAAACCUAAUCGGCGGUUACUUUAGAAUCAAACAUUGGCCCGGUUCUGAUGGCUGCCUGUAAGAUGGAAUCCCAAGGAUUGCUUCGGAAAUGCGCUCAAAUUCUCUUAAAUCCCCAAACACAGCUGUCGGUUUUUGUUCGCCUCUCAUUACUGGAUAGAUGUAAACUACAAGAUCUUCUGGCACAAUGCCUGACGAUGGUAAAUAGACCAGAGGAUAUCGUGGAAAUGUCACAACAACAGACUUGUAAGUUGUUAGAGCCCCACGACUUUUUUAGAUUGUAUAGUGCAAAUGAUGACUAAUCCACAAGGAUCCUCCUAAAACUCGUAUUUUAGAUGACUGCCUAUCGAUCCGCGCCCGUUCCGAGUUGAUGGAUCGUUUCAGUCACCUGGCAGGUCAACAAAACUUCCAACGGCAUCUCUGUCAUCGUUGCAAAAGCCAAUCUUUAUGUCAUGAUGUCACUUGGAUGUGCCCGCAAUGCAAGACAUAUUCAAGUGAGAAUCCUGUCGUUCAACGUCAACAGGCUCAAGUCUCAGCGGCCGCUCCUCCAGCCGUUCCGGGCUCUCAAUUGCAAGCUGCCUCGGGGCAUUCUCGCGGUUCGAAUAGAUCCCUCAACCAACAACCCGGUGUGAAUAAUGUGAAUCAUGUAAAGCAACCGCAGUAUAGGUAG